GUUUCCCGAUCCCCAACUCGCAAGUCGCAACCCUAAUUCCCGUCUCGUUUCUCGCCGCCGAAGCUCCGAGCCUCCGACCAUGGACGGCAUGGGCGACGGCCACACGCCCGGCAUGAACGGGACCACGGUGCCACCGCCCCACCGCCACAAGAUGAUGAUGAUGCACAUGACCUUCUUCUGGGGCACGCAGGCCGAGAUCCUCUUCUCCGGCUGGCCGGGCACCCGGACCCGCAUGUACGCCCUGGCCAUCGUCUUCGUCUUCGCCCUCUGCGUCCUCGUCGAGUGGCUCUCCCACAGCCGCCUCUUCAUCCCCGCCAAGCCCGGCUUCGCCGCCGGCGUCCUUCGUUCGCUGGUGCACGCGCUGCGCAUGGGGCUCGCGUACCUGGCGAUGCUCGCCCUCAUGUCCUUCAACGGCGGCGUGUUCCUCGCUGCGGUCUCGGGGCACGCGGUGGGGUUCCUGGCGUUCGCGAGCGGGGCGUUCGGGAAGCCGGAGGAGGUGUACCGACCGGACGCGGGGAAGGCCGCCGCAGAUCUACCUUUGAUGAGCUGCUGAUUCAUGACGGGAGUGAGCUUCGUGGUGAGAUUACUCUAGACGUUAAUUGGAUUGAUGGUGCUUAUAAGUUGCGGUGUUGUGGCAAGUCACUGUACGACAGUGGAAUGAAGAUUCGUUUGAUGAUACACUGGUUGAAAAAAGUCCUUUUGAUCUCUUUACAUUUCUCAAGAUUAUCGUGAGCUCCCUUUUCGGACGCUCUUAUGCAAGGGCGUGCGGAGGCUAAUGACUUACUAAGUAUUAAUCUUA
Molecule: messenger RNA, 799 nt
Organism: Eucalyptus grandis
Lineage: Eukaryota; Viridiplantae; Streptophyta; Magnoliopsida; Myrtales; Myrtaceae
Product: copper transporter 6
Exons: 1
Coding region: 80-553 (157 amino acids)
Biological process (GO): copper ion transmembrane transport; intracellular copper ion homeostasis
Cellular component (GO): plasma membrane
Molecular function (GO): copper ion transmembrane transporter activity
Source: RefSeq, a predicted model, not a curated record